AUGUCUAUCUCAUUCAAUAACCCCUGUGUCGCCGCGGAUAUGUCAUCCUUCGAUUCUCAAUAUGCUACACCUGGACAUUCAACAAUGAGCAACAACAUCGGCCAAACGCAGAGGUAUAUCGAUUCCAGCACGAACGCUCGAACAAAUACGCGCCGGGUUAGCAAAGCUAUGAAGGGAAAGCGAGUCCAUGCAUGCGAGCGCCCUGGCUGUACGAAAGUAAGCUACCCCCGGAGACUUGUCGAUGAAUCAUCUCGCUCAUCAACGUUGCGUAGGUUUUCACCCGAGCGGAACAUCGUCGGCGACACGAACUCAGUCAUGAGCCGAAAAAGCAAUAUCAUUGCUCGCCGACAUGCCGCUUCAGCAGCAAAGGACACCAGAAUAUACGCAAAAAGCGACACAUCAUCUCGCCGCUCGAGUCUAGAACAACAAGCGCAGUCGCAGCCCAUCAUUACGUCUUCUGUGCAGUUUGAGCCGGCCACCACCAACGAUUAUUAUGAGGUAUGGGGAAGCAUGGAUUCAUCAAUCUCGUAUUCCCACUGCUCCAGCGGUCAGAGCCAGUCCUCUGCAUCCAUUGACGACCACUCAUCCCCCUACUCCUAUACGAACGAGAUCUGCAAUUCGCCUAUUCCGGGCGACUCAUUUACGAGCCCCCAGUAUCCUACAUCGGGCAUGCCGGUGGAGAUGGUCACAGCUAUCGACGAAUAUCUCCGCAGCAUCCUGAAGCCCGAGGCAUUUUCUUCAAGCCAUUCGCAGAUGAACCCUACAAUCUGGAGCCCAGAGCUGGACAUCGAUCCGACUUUGACAAAGACCGAGAGCCCAGACCAACUACCGCUUUAUUCAUGGCCUCCUAACUACAGUCUACAGUACGAUAAUGCACCACAGAUGAUCCACCCAUCCAGCAACCAAUGA
Messenger RNA from Penicillium paradoxum, 909 nucleotides. RefSeq lists its product as uncharacterized. The record is from RefSeq and is a predicted model, not a curated record. The transcript is spliced from 4 exons. Lineage: Eukaryota; Fungi; Ascomycota; Eurotiomycetes; Eurotiales; Aspergillaceae. The coding region runs from base 1 to 909 and encodes 302 amino acids.